CCGGUGAAUGAAUUUACCGGCAAUAAGCCAAUCUUGGUACCCCUCGAAUAUUUUUUUAUUUGUCUAGAUCUAUUGAAACGUCAACGAUGUUAGUCAUUGAGUUUAUCACAUUGUCAUUAAAUUAGAUUUGAUAUUAUCGACGAAAUCCACGAUAUUUGUAGCACUUCCGCAGUACGGAAUCAACAACUCAACUCGACGAAUUUCAGAUGAACCGUGAAGCCGUACAUUUGUGCAUCACUAAUUACACUUGGAAAGGUUUAUCUGCAUGAACUAGACUUCGAAAACGGAUUUGAAAAAUGGGAGACCUAAAACCUCUGCAUCUGGGUAGCAAUUUACAAGAUCUGGAAAGCCAUUAUCAACUUAACAAAACCAUCACCAAUAAGAAAUUGCAGAUACUUUGUAAUGGUGCUAAGAAGUUGAAACAGCAAGCCGAUCGGUUUUAUUUAGAGCGCGAUGAAGAAAAUGCCUACGUCAACUAUAUGAAAUUUUUCAAUCUCAUCGAAACCAUUAGGAAAAACAAGGAAUAUGCAGAAAAAAAACCGAUGGUUUUGGCCAUCUUAGGAUCUAAUAGUGAAGUAACUCUGACGUUGAACAAAUUGGAGAAACUCGCAACAAGUCUCAAGAAUCGUUAUGCGGGGAUCAAUGCCAGCCGGGAGCGUGAAAUGAACAAAAGUCGAAGUCAAAAGGAUAACAUUAGUACGAUAAUGCCUUAUGCUAAGAGUGCUGUUGAUGCCAAAGAACUAUUCGGCAUGAUUAACGACAGUAAGCUUAGUAUGUUGAUAAUGGAUUGUCGUUCGGACGAAGACUUCGAGAAGUCGCGACUAAAAUACGACCAUGUCAUAAACAUCCCAGAUAGUUGGCUUGUAGCUGGUAUGACGGCCGGUAAAAUUCACGAAAAGCUUGGGGAUUCGUCGAAACCCAUUUGGCAAUCCCGAAGGGUGAAGGAGCAAAUAGUGCUGAUGGACUACAACACUACAGGUACCCCUACGAAGGAUUCUCCUAUUUGGGUUCUCAAUGUCAUUUUGAAAAAUUGGGAUCCGGACACAAACUACACGAAACCUCUGUUGAGAGUAGAAGGAGGCUACAAGGAAUUCCAGUUGCUCUAUCCCAUGUGCUGUAUCAAUCCUAAUUACUCGCCUCCUGGUAAUGAAAUAAGCUAUGAUACUCGAUUGGAAGAUAUCGAGUAUCCCAAUAUAAGUGAUAUUCGGAUGAAGGAAGAUAGCUUCAGUUCGCAACCCGAUCGACCGAUAAUUGAUCGCAAUAGUAAAGCAGCUGCGCUGCACACCUACGAGGCAAAGGCCAAACCAAUCAACGAGAUCUUAGACGAACAAGAAAAACUAAUGGACAAAUCAGCUAAAAAUGAAAAGGAGCUGUUCUCAACGGUGGUUAAAUUGGAACAAGUCCACGACGUAGAAGAAAAAACCGUAGAUGACGAAGAGAAACGCCAACUGCGCGAAAAGGCAACGCAACUACAUUAUAUGUUGAUGCAGAUGGAGAAUAAGCAAAAGGAUUAUAUAUCGGAAAACACAAUCUUGCGAGAACAAGUACAGGAGUUGGAAGCGAAGGAACGAAGCUUUCAGGAGCAAGGUGAACGUAUUUCUGCUCAACAAGCAAGGAAAUUGGAAGAAGCUGCCAAUCGUAAAAGACUCAAGGACGAUGAAACGAUACGCGAACAGGAGCGUGUUCGUCUUACGCAUGAACGAGAGGAGAAAUUGAAGAUCGCUUAUGAAAACAAACGUCAUAUGAAGGACUAUCAAGACGAUGUGGGAAUCCCACAGCCGAAAAUUCCCCAGAUAGAUCGAUCUGCUAAACCAACACAUAUUGUAUCGGAUUACAAAGGGAACGUACAGCGAGACUUUUCUCCGGUGAUCGGCAGCGUGGGACGCGGAUUAACCGGACUGAAAAAUUUGGGCAACACGUGCUACAUGAAUAGCAUUCUUCAGUGCCUGAGUAAUACCAGAUUCCUAACAGAAUACUUUGUCGAAGGGACAUUCCGUAAUAAUCUGAAUAGAUCUAAUAAGACUGGUGGUCGAAUUGCUGAGGAAGUGGCAGCAGUAGUAUACACCUUAUGGACGGGCAAAUAUAAGUGUAUUGCUAGUAAGAAUUUAAGGUAUGUUGUCGGUCAGUAUGAGCGACAAUUUAGCGGAGUCGAGCAACAAGACUCACAUGAGUUCCUUACCAUUUUAAUGGACUGGCUUCACUCUGAUCUGCAAACUGUUGCAAUGCAGAUUGAUUCAAAUUUAGAUGAUCUACAAGCUUCGGAAAAAGCGUGGUUAGAAUACUUGAAGUAUAAGGAGAGCUAUGUGUCACAGCUCUUCUACGGACAAAUUAAGAGUACCGUUAAAUGCAAACGAUGUGGGAAAGAAAGUGCCACGUACGAAUCUUUUUCAAGUCUCAGCCUUGAACUGCCUUAUGAUUCAAAUCGGUGCCAUUUGAAUGACUGUCUGGAGAUGUACUUCCAUGGCGAACACAUACGAGGCUGGAACUGUCCCAGGUGCAAAAGCAAUCAAGAUGCCGUAAAAAAGUUGGACAUAUCGAGAUUGCCUUCAAUAUUAGUCAUUCACUUCAAGCGGUUCUACGCAGAUGCAGACCCGAUUUCCACCAUGUACAGGAAAAAGCAAAGCUACGUAAAAUUUCCGUUGGUCGAGCUAGAUAUGUCUACGCAUAUCGCACCGUCUGAGCUGAACCGCAACAAACAUCUAAGAAAUCGUCGGUACCAUCUGUACGGUGUUUCGAAUCAUUACGGGUCGAUGGAGAGUGGUCACUACACCGCAUUUUGCAAAAAUUGGCUACAUCAAAAGUGGUACAAAUUCGAUGAUCAUACCGUGGCGAAUUUGGACAUGUCGGAUAUAUGCUCUAGUGCGGCAUAUAUACUUUUCUACUCCAUGCUUCCAGACCAAUCGCCAACGGAUAUGCAGAUACGAUAGGUUACAGUUAUAGUUUCGAAACGAAUACCUGUGAUUUUAAUCAAAACGUUCAAGCUUAUGCAGAUACAUGAGAAGUAUGUAAAAAAAUACAGAAUAAUAUACGUAUAUUUUACUUGA
Malaya genurostris is the source of this 3044-nucleotide messenger RNA. It is a transcript of the gene Usp8, whose product is annotated as ubiquitin carboxyl-terminal hydrolase 8. Lineage: Eukaryota; Metazoa; Arthropoda; Insecta; Diptera; Culicidae. Gene Ontology annotation, molecular function: cysteine-type deubiquitinase activity. The record is from RefSeq and is a predicted model, not a curated record. Gene Ontology annotation, biological process: protein deubiquitination. The transcript is spliced from 13 exons. The coding region runs from base 297 to 2927 and encodes 876 amino acids.